CCAAAAGAAGAAGGACAAAUCGGGCGCGCAAAUUCAUCGAACCGGCGAGCCGGUUCCUCCGUUUUCCUCGAGCACCGGCGGUCAAUCUCACUCGCCGCUCGCCGUCAUCUCUCCGCCGCCGCACACCCCCCCCCCGGAUCGGUCUCCGCCGCCUCCUUCGCGGCCGGAGCCGCCGAUCAUGAAGUCAGCUCCGUCUCUCGUCUCCCUCUCCUUGGCAGCGGUCGCGAACGAGCUCCUCCGAGGGGACGAUGUCCUUCCGCACGUGUACGAGCUCCCGGCGGAUUUGUUCGACGCCCUGGUGGCUCGCCUGCCGCCGCUGGGCUUGCACAAGCUGCAGAACGAGAUGCCGAAAUGGAAACGGGAUGAGUAUGACUCGGAUGAUUGCUUCACGAAUGGUAGAAAACGCACGAGGAAUGGAAGCUUCAGUGAUGCGUGGAGGUCACUGUAUAAACGGCGCUGGGCAGAGCUUGUUGAGCAGGUGCAACCAGCUGAUUGGCAACAGGCAUACUGGGAGAUGCACUUGCAGAAGUGCAUAGAUGAAGCAGCGGAGGUUGCACUGCUCCCAUCCUUUGACGGGAAAUUAGGUGAAAUAAGAAUUUCAGAUGCUAUGUUGAAAUUUCUUGGUUAUGAGGGGCAAACUGAUACUUCUACGCCCAAGUUCUCAAAACUUUAUCAGCAUUGUGAAUGUUUUGGACACUACAUGAGAUCUCUGAGACUUCGAAAUGUGCUAUGCGUUGAAGAAACUUGUCAUUUGUUGAAGAAUUCUAGAUUGGAAAGCUUGGUACUUCAGUGGAUCAGAACAAAGGAGCAUGUUCAAGGUUUAUGCCCACUUCUGCUCCAGAACUGUGAAACAUUAACAUCCCUUGAAUUCAUUCACUGCAAACUUCCUUCAACUUCCAUUGGUUCAAUAUGUGCUUCGCUUCAUGUUAAGGGAAUGCAAUCUCAUGGAAUAGUGCAAUUCUCCAUUCAAGCGUCAAGCUUUCUCAACAGCAAUUCGGUCUUACCUUCUGAAUUCUUGUCAUUUCUUUCAUGCGGAAGGCACUUGUAUUCAUUGAGAUUUUGUGACGCCCACCUGGACAGAGACUCUGCUGGGUCGAUAUUUACUACACUUUUUGACGCUGCAUCUGACAUAUCCAUCCUAGAUCUCUCUGAUAACGAGAUAGCAGGAUGGCUUUCUAGUUUCACCUGGAAAUAUAAAGAUAGUAUGGUCUCAUCUAUAGGAGCUGGCAAAUCAUUAGCUUCAUUAUGUGCGCUCAAUCUGAGGGGAAAUAAUCUUCACAAAGAAGAUGCAGACAACCUUAGACAUGCUCUUGCUCACAUGCCUGCCUUGCGGAAACUGGAUUUAAGUGAUAAUCCCAUCGAGGAUGAUGGACUUAGGCAUCUAAUUCCCUUUUUAGUUGAGGCAUCUGGAAAAGGCUUCACCUUGGCUGACUUAAGUCUAGAAAAUUGCGAGCUUUCAUCCAAUGGAGUUAUUGAAUUCUUAACUACCCUAUCCACCUCAGAUAUAUCACUUAGUUCUCUCUCUAUUUCAGACAAUAGUCUUGGCAGCCGUGUUGCAGAAGCCUUGGUAAAGUUACUGAGCUCAUCAAUUCAAGUGCUUAACAUAAGUGGUGUUGGAUUGGGUUCUUCUGGUUUUGAAAAGCUGCAGAAAGUAUCAUUCAAAUCUUUGAAGCUUGUCAAAAUUGAUAUAAGUAAAAAUCGCGGUGGUAUUGAAUCUGCCAAAUUUUUGUCAAAACUUAUGGAGUGCGCACCACAGCUUGUUACAGUCAAUGCUGCGUUUAAUCUUAUGCCUCCAGAGUCCCUCACUAUCAUAUGCUCAGCAUUGAAAGCUGCAAAGGGUAAUCUUGGCCUCUUGGAGUUGAGAGGAAAUAAUUUGGACAAACCUCCCAAUGAUGCUAGCUUGCUUGUUGAUCUUCAACGGGAUGGAAGACUGCGUAUAAUUUUUGAAUCGUCACCAACUUUAGACGCCCCUUAUGACGAUGAUCCUUGACAUUUUUGCUAUCUUCCAUCCGAAUAUGCAAGAUCUUCUAAUUCCACACACUUUGGGCUUGAUGAUAAAAUCUCUUCUCAUUUCACGUGCGCUGCCAAAUAUGACAAUUGGGUACUCUUGAUUGCAGUGGAGAGUAUCAAGAUUAUAUUUGGUCUUCAUAGACUGGGAGGUUACCAGUCAUCACAAGCGGCAUUGUCGUUUAGGGCUGUACAGAGCCUUUCGAACUUAACAGGCACCGUAUUUUUAUGGCCAACACAAGAUUUGGGCAAUAUUUUCUUCACUUAUGGAGUAUGAUUAGCCGAUGUGCAUGUACAAUCACCAGCAUACGCGUUUCUCUUCAUGAACGAUUUGUUAGAAUUCAAUCCAACAACAGGAUUCUUAGUAUGUAGCUGGACUAUCUUAGCUUUUGACUAUCUGCUGUGAUGCGGUUGGAGUA
This is a messenger RNA of Eucalyptus grandis, 2426 nucleotides long. RefSeq lists its product as uncharacterized. Lineage: Eukaryota; Viridiplantae; Streptophyta; Magnoliopsida; Myrtales; Myrtaceae. The transcript has 17 exons. The coding region runs from base 179 to 1990 and encodes 603 amino acids. Gene Ontology annotation, molecular function: protein binding. The record is from RefSeq and is a predicted model, not a curated record.